CUUUUUAUAAUAGCUAUAUUUAAUUUUUAACUUUAACAAGAAGAAGACGUUUUAGAUGGCUACCCGAGUUCCUCUAGCAGACCUUAGUGUGAAUAUAUUAAAGAAUCGUCCUAAAGCGUCUCUUUCGAAGCCAAUUAAAAAGUCAAAAGCAGAUUUUUCCUAUACUGAGAAUAUUUUAAUGAAUAUGAAACUAGCUGAAAAGAAAAAUACUCUUAAAGUGAAUUUCCUAUUAAAAAAAAAUUGUAUUGACGGUCGUGAAAGAGCUGAAGUUGUUCUUUGGAUGUAUGAAGUAAUGUGGAUUGAAAAAUUAAACGACGUUACUAGGCAAACUGCUGUUAAUAUCUUAGAUAGAACUUUGCAGAAACGUUCCACUAGUUCAAGUAGAAUCGAUUUAGUCGCCUUGGCAAGCAUUUUGAUUGCUGCUAAACUUGAAGAGGUAAUUGUUCCAAAUCCUACAGUUCUGAUAGGAUAUCCCUCCAAAAGAUUCACCCUAAAACAAUUAUAUAGAAUGGAGCGUAUUAUCCUAAGACUAUUGAAGUUUCAACUCAUUAGACCAACGCCUUUUUGCUUCUUGGAAGCUUAUUUUCACACAACAAGAAUUGAUUUUAAGGAUAAAAUGCAAAAUUUCUCAAGAUAUCUAAUAGAUUUAGGAACUACCGAUCAGCAUAUAGCUACCUACGCCCCUUCAAAAAUAGCCUCUUCCGCACUAUACAUUAUGUUGCGAAAGGCUAGUUCGAAGAAUUGGUGGUACGACGAAUUCGAAAGAGUAACCGGCUAUACAGCGGAAGAUGUUGAAAAGGUUAUUGAACCAAUUACAAAACUUUCAACAUCUGGAUUGAAAAAUGAUUUUUAUACGUUUUUAAAUAACCAUUACAAAAGAUUACUUUAA
Molecule: messenger RNA, 889 nt
Organism: Dimorphilus gyrociliatus
Lineage: Eukaryota; Metazoa; Annelida; Polychaeta; Dinophilidae
Source: the annotation of a GenBank genome assembly